CAAUUUUGACAUCAAACAAUUUGAUUGACAGAGAAUCGUCGGCGUACUUGGCUUGUGAUAUUUUCAAAACGAUUUUCUCAAUUUAAGUGUAUCACAAAAAAGUAAUUCACAUCAACAUAUAAAUUAGUCAGUUCCUAUAAAAAUAUCAAAAUGAGUUUCGGCCUGCCUCCGUUGAAAGUAAAGCCUGAACAUGUCAGCAAUAUCCAGCCCCAGGAAGGCCCAUUUGGAGUGCCCAAUCCUCUGGUGGCCGGUUUGGCUGCUACGAAGUCCAAACUUGGCAUGUCACACCCGAUAGAAAUCUCCGAGAAAAAUUAUCACUUAAAUCAGGAAAAGAUGAACAUGGCUAUGCUCCGUAACAUCCAGGGUCUGCAUGCACCACUCAAACUAACCAUGGAAAUGAAGUUCACCAACAAAGUGGGCCACCUUCCAUUCCUCCAGCGUUCAAACUUCCAACAUGAUGUGCUGACAGGCAAGCACUUGGAUAUUGGAUUUGAGGAUAUUCUGAACACUCCAGAGUUAUGUGAAGUGGCUGGCCAGCCCCAUGCCGUUGUGGAGAGAUCUCUCGGAAUUCUGUGAGCUAGUUAGUUUAGGUUUCUCUGUAUUGUACUGCUGAUUUUAAUAAAAACUCAU
Messenger RNA from Spodoptera exigua (beet armyworm), 630 nucleotides. The record is from the annotation of a GenBank genome assembly. NCBI's taxonomy places the organism in Eukaryota, Metazoa, Arthropoda, Insecta, Lepidoptera, Noctuidae.